Messenger RNA from Theileria annulata, 258 nucleotides. RefSeq lists its product as uncharacterized. The transcript has a single exon. Gene Ontology annotation, molecular function: zinc ion binding. The record is from RefSeq and is a predicted model, not a curated record. Lineage: Eukaryota; Apicomplexa; Aconoidasida; Piroplasmida; Theileriidae. The coding region runs from base 1 to 258 and encodes 85 amino acids.
AUGUCUAGCGAAGGGUGUGCCGAAGAGGUGGAUGAGGAGGAGAUUCUGCUAAACUCAGUAAUUAAGGAGACCUGGACCUGUCAUUUUACCCCAAAAGGAUCUCCUAUAGGCUGCAAAGAGGAUACGAAAGUUGUAGGCCACGACUGCAAGUACUGUAGACUUCGAUUCUGCAUUAAACACAGAGCACCUGAAACACACGGGUGUAACCCGAAGCCAGUGAAACUAACUAAACACGGAAGACCCAAGGGGAAGAAGUAA